AUGUUGCUCCAGCUUGCCUUGCUUUACCUGGUGAGUGCUUCCAAGACCAGCCCCCAGUCCCUGAGCCUCCUCGCAACCAGGCACAUCCUAAACAGGAGCUUGGAACAUCUCGGGAUCUGGGAAAGGGGUGAGACGACCUGCCCAAAAGAGAAUGGAGUGGACUGCUGCCGCGACCUGAUUGGAGACACCUGCCCCUGCCCGGCGAGCACAUCCCAGGAGCUCAACUGCGUCGUUGGCUAUGAUGAAAUCUCCUGGGCGCCUGUUUACUCCUGUGAGUGCAGAAGUGUGCAGUCAGAGGCAGCGUGCCUGACACCAGGUGCCGCUUACUACGCUUAUUUCUGCCCCACGAAGGCCGAUGCAACUUGGUCUACAACAACCUCGACCACGACGACUCCCUUCAGCUGCACUUUGGGCCUGGAUGAAGAGUGCAGCUGCUCCACCGGCAGUCAGUGCUACAUGAUCUUCGAGUAUGGUGAUAAGUACUGCCCGUCAUACGGUUGCAGAUACUGCGGCUGCGGCUCCGGGCACAAUGCGGAGACCUGCGCAGCUUCCGGCGGGACUUGGUGCAACGCCACCACCACCUCCACCACCACCACUACCACCACUACCACCACCACCACCCCCACCACCACGACUACGACCACCAGCCCUCUACGCGGAGAUGGCCGGAUCUUUACUCGCUUUGGCUCCGCCUGCCGUGGCGUCAACUACCAAGACAACAAUCCGAAGUAUUUUGAGGUACUGCAGGGCGUGGAGUCAGUCGAGGAGUGCCGCGCGAGCUGUUUGCAAAGACUCCCUCGAUGCAACGGAAUCGAGUACAGCCCAGGGCGAUGUGAAAUUUGGAUUCGUCCUGAAGGCAUUUGCAGCCAAGCCUAUGCUAAAAACACAAGAUGUGAGCGUUUCGGGUGGCCAGUCGCACAGAUGAAAGACCUUGGCGACAACCAGCAGUGCCGGGGAGACGACGAAGAUGAUUUCAGCGAUGACUAUGUCACACACCAUCACACGUGGGGGCCGGAGGAUUGCCGAGGUCGGUGUGCGGCAGCUGAGGUGUGUUUUGGCAUUCAGUUCGAAAGUUUCAGCGGAAUGAACCGCUGCGACAUUUGGAAGCGCCCAGUACGGGCGACAAAGCCGAUGUCCGGGUGGAAGUGCUUCAGCUUCGGAGAAGCGGCUGCCUGGGAGACAGUAACCACCGCUUCAGGACUGCCACCAGCUCUGCUUGGCAAGACUAUGCCCGGCUUUGCGUGCCAGCGCUACGGCUGGCCAGCGCACGCGCUGCAGCUGCAGGACGGCGCCUGCAGAGGUGACCAUCAGACCGACAGCUCGCCGAGCUACUACGAGGUCCACGAAGCCACGAGGGGGAUCGAGGACUGCCGCGCACGGUGCGCUGCGGCCCUCGUGUGCUUCGGGGUGGAAUUCGCCCCUGCGGGCGGCCGCUGUGAGGUUUGGCGCCGGCCCAUCCGCGCCACAGCCGCGGUCCCCGGCCAUGAAUGCUGGACCUGGCCCUGA
Symbiodinium natans is the source of this 1506-nucleotide messenger RNA. Lineage: Eukaryota; Dinophyceae; Suessiales; Symbiodiniaceae. The record is from the annotation of a GenBank genome assembly.